Molecule: messenger RNA, 2305 nt
Organism: Phytophthora nicotianae INRA-310
Lineage: Eukaryota; Oomycota; Peronosporomycetes; Peronosporales; Peronosporaceae
Exons: 1
Coding region: 381-2054 (557 amino acids)
Source: RefSeq, a predicted model, not a curated record
AAAUGGCGUUUUGCCAUUCUCUAUGGCCAUUGCAUACUGCCAGGCAGUCAAGAUACAGUACUUCCUUUGGCGAAAACCGGCACCAAGCGACAGCAUGACUAAUACUGAUGUCUACAUGCAGCCGCAUUGAGCUGCUGCCGUCGACAACGGCGCAGUUCGAUCGGUAUUUCACACGCAUACAAGCAUUGCUGGCCAGUGCGUCUUGAUCGGUCUGACGAGCAGACGAACUUCAAGUGUACAUGCGCAGUUCCAGCUGUUCGAAAGUCUUUGAAGUCGCGCCGUGACCUGUUCCGUCCUGUUGACGCCACUCUUCAAUCCGCCGUCCGCCGCGCACGCCGAAGCGAGAGUCAUCACCCCACUCUUACCACACUUGCACCGCGAUGAAGAAGUUCCCGUUGUCGCUCGAGGCGUUUCCGUCCAUGCCGUUGUCCGUCGAGGAACAGGAGGCGUUGGAGACGCUGGCGGACCAGCAGCUCGCAUUGGCCGAACGCCAGCUGGACCAGCACGUACAGCGGGACAAUUCCGUGGUGGACAAGCGCCGCUGGAAGCCGCUCAAGACACGCGAGAGUAUCACCGUCUUCCGCGAACGCUCCAGCGCCGCGUUCCACCGCCAGUGCCACAGUCGCAGCCAAAUCAAGAGCCCGUCCGGCACGCUUGGGUCUCAGAGCGACGAGGACUGGCCGUUGCCUCAAUUGCUAGCAGUCGGCACGCUGGAGGGGACACUGGAGGACGUCGUGUACGGUAUUCACACUCCCACAGCCUCCCACGUGAUGGCCAAAGCCGUUAUAUCUGAUGACGAGGUGGUGGACGCACAGGUGCUUCAAGAACUCAAAGGACCCACUAUCGCCCACCCGUUCCGGUUCUUGGGCGUGAAGUGGCUCGUCAAGGCUCAUCCGGCCGCCAUGGGGGCCGUCGUGCUGCCGCGAGACAUCGUAUACGUAGAACACACUGGUCUCAAGACCCGCGCGGACGGCUCCAAGCUCGGUCACUUCCUCAUCCACUCGGUGAAUCUGCCGCAGUAUCCAAAUCUGAGAAAGGAGCUGGGCCUCGUCAGAGCACGAGUAUCCUCCUGUGUUCUACUAAGACAACGAGAGAAUGACUCGAACCUGGUGGACGUCUUCAUGACAGGACGCGUAGCAGCUCAGGGGCGAGUCCUGGACAGUCUAGCAUUGCUAUCCACUGCUAACGGACUCACGUACUUCUGGAAGGCAGGCGUCUGUGCGCAGCGCAGGAAACUCGCAUGGCGUCUGCAGCACAAACGCAAGUUGCCACCAGCUGGAGCGUCGGUCUCUCCAUCGCUCUGUCCGCUGUGCACUAAAGGCCUAGAUCGCGCCUUCAGUUCGCCCUCAAUGUGUGAGAUGUGUGGCGUCCGGAUGUGUUCGCGUUGCAGCGUGACCCAGAAGCUGCUCUUCCCUGGAGCCUUUGGGAGUAAAGAGACCCACUUGGUCGCAGUUGAGCUCUGCACGCCUUGCAUCUCGCGCACGACUGAGGAGGACCCGGUGGCUAUCGCUCGCCAGGAGAUCCGAGCUGGUCAAUACGGCGCUCUCACGUCGCCGAGAAGUGCCAGAUACCGCACCCGUGCCUUCAAUGUGGUCAAGCCACAGCGUAGAGUCGACUUGUCCGCUUCAGCAGGUCCACCAGUGACGAAGAGCACGUUAUCUAGCCAUCCGAUGGUCAACUUCGCGGCUUCUGUCGGUCCAGCACGGAUAAGCGACGAUGAAGCUGAAGAAACAGUGACAAGGCAGUCACUACAGGCGUUGGAUAGCUUGCUGAAGGACUCCAAGGGCCCAACAGAACAGCUCGAAGAUCACUGGGACGAGUUAACUGGCAGUGAAGACGAACCCAACAACCCCUUGACGCCAAACCAGAAGCGUCUGACGCUCGAAGACCUGGACGGGUCUACCUCACCAGCAGCAAACACGGACAGCUCAAUGCCGCUCUGGACGAGAAUGUCAGCGUUGCAAGUCAUGGCGGAAUCCACCUACAAUUACACCAAGAAGACGACAGAGAAGACGAUGCACUCAACGCUAUCGAAGUCGUCUAUCCAGCCCUGAGGCAAAUGAAGCCACGCGGUGCCAACACUGCAACCCGUGUUUCCCGUUAUCUAUACCAAUUGAAAUGAAUUACGUUGAAAUUUACUCUUGGUUGUUCGAUACAUUCGCUGCGUCUGAAGGCACAGCUAGAACGAAGAGGGACUGCGGGUUGCUACUUGUCAAUGUUGAUCCUGAGUCUUCAGAACCUUCAUCGCUCGCUCCGACUUUGGAUUCCGCUGCGACUCGAACUAGCGCGGGGCUAUCUGCCAGCU